GUCGUGACCGUCUUAUCAUGCCACGUGAUUUUUCGUCAUGAACAUAUCGACGCGUCUUUCUGGUCGUUAACAGACAUGCGUUCACUUUCAAAAUGGAUUGGAUGAAUUUAGUGUGGACGUACUCGCUGCUAUGCGUGGUUCCCGUAGUGUUGGGUGUAGAUGGCGACACCUGCAGGGACAUUGACGCCCAGGCUUGCGUCCUUAUGGCGCAAAGGAACCCAGCCAUUUGUCAAGACCAGGUUCUUAGUCAAACGGCAUGUCCUAAAUUCUGUAAACUUUGCCCACUGGAGUGUUACCAUUGCGAUGUAUCAGUUCGCGACUAUAUGACUUGUAACAUGACGACAACAUGUGACAGUAACCAGCAAUGCAUGCUACAGAAGAUGCAUUCUUCUCGAGACGGGCACGAUGAGUUUGUGAUGGGAUGCGCCAAUAUUCAGCUCUGUGACGGUGGUGGCCUUACGUUGACAUUUGGGCGCCGAGCGAUGCACGAGAGGAACGUGGCGGUCACUUGCUGCAAUACAGACAGGUGUAAUCUACCAUCAGAAUCCAUCACAGUUCCAAAUACCAUUACAGUGCCAAAUACCUUCACUCACAAACCAACACAACAUGUGCCAAGUUGUGUGAAAGACAUCGUGUUAAUUGUCGAAGAUUACGGAUCUCACAACGCUCUGGUGGAAAAUUCUGCGCCCUAUAUGGUUGCCUUUCUGAAGGAACUUGUAGCCCGCCUCCCGAUUGGCCAAACAGACAGCCUUCUGGAACUUACCCUUAUUGAUGGAGGCAUCCACAGCGUCUGGUCUCUUACUGAUCACAUGUCCAACGACAGCCUGCAAAGAGCUAUAAAUGGUAUACCAUUUCAACACAGGAAAGACAACCUUGAUAUCAGCAAUAUGGUAAAUUACCUCUCCAAUAAUGCAUUUGUUGGCGACAGACCGAAUGUACCAAAUGCAGUUGUCAUAUUUGUGGAUAACCGAGCACGACUUAAUACGUUAUCUGGUCACGUGAGCGGUUUGGGUUCCGGUGCGCUUCAUAAUGUACAACGAGCUAGCGGCGACGUCAUUAUUGUAAAUAUUGGACCUCGUGACAACAGCGCUGUUGCCCAGAUCUCAACGCUGGCCACUGACGCCCACCACGUGCUCUCGGUCGCGGGUUAUGACGCACUUUCCGGAAUAAAAGACACGCUUGUAAAUCUUAUUUGCAACUAAAUGCGAUAUCUUAUGCAUAGCUAUCAAUUAGUAUGCAUUAUAUAAAUAGAAUAAUCGCAAUUACAAACGUGCGUACUUUGAUAGUUACAAUAUUGCAAUACUUAUUUGAAAAACAAAACAAAACAAUAUUCUCAACGCAUCGCUCCUUUUUGUUGUUGGUUUAUAUACACCCUCUAUGAUAAUACGCUUGCCCGAAAAUGGUGUUUUUAAAAUAUUCUUUUAGUUCAAAAUAAAUAUACUUUUUUGCCA
Dreissena polymorpha is the source of this 1451-nucleotide messenger RNA. RefSeq names its product collagen alpha-1(XIV) chain-like. The transcript has 6 exons. The coding region runs from base 93 to 1202 and encodes 369 amino acids. NCBI's taxonomy places the organism in Eukaryota, Metazoa, Mollusca, Bivalvia, Myida, Dreissenidae. The record is from RefSeq and is a predicted model, not a curated record.